Branchiostoma floridae (Florida lancelet) is the source of this 3736-nucleotide messenger RNA. RefSeq lists its product as uncharacterized. The record is from RefSeq and is a predicted model, not a curated record. NCBI's taxonomy places the organism in Eukaryota, Metazoa, Chordata, Leptocardii, Amphioxiformes, Branchiostomatidae. The transcript is spliced from 2 exons. The coding region runs from base 2594 to 3607 and encodes 337 amino acids.
UACAGCUUAAGCCGGAUUCGGAGACGUUCCCAGUCACCAUGCCCUGUUCACGUGUUCAUUCGAUUCCCAUUGGCUACGAGGAAAGGCGGGAAUAUGUUCUGAGCUAGACAGGUCAGUCAAAACACGCCGUUUACUGAGCGGCUGUGUUUGCAUUUCCCGUUGCAUUUUCCGUUCUGGCAUCCUUUGCGUUGGCAAUUUCUGCCCCCUCUGUAUUCUGCUUUGAGACUACACUCUUGACUGAUUAUUCCCGGUCGGAAUCUCUGGCAAAGACGGUGAGUCGUCUCUAUUUCCAGUUUUUUGUCGCUGCUUUGUGCAGCUGUGACGGGGCCCCCAGAAGUUCGGUUGUUCUCUUGUUGCUAAACUCUUACAGUAGGCGUUGCUUUUGAUUCUUAGUACGACAUGGCAGAAGUUGGUCACAGAAAAAGACGAAUACUAAUCAUAGGGCACUCGUUCAUACGCAGACUGGAUGCUUUUGUUGAAAGCAGAACCGAAUCAGCAUCAGGCCGAGUAGUGAGUAGAGAUUUUUGGUUGGAAAACACCGAUGUAAAAUGGAUGUCCUUGUCUGGCGGCAAAGUUUCGAACUUCGACCAAAUGUGUAAGGCCCUGCCAACCGUGGAUGAUGUCUACCUUGAGUUAGGGUCCAAUGAUCUGUGUGAGCUCUUCUGGGAGCCUGAGAUAGUGGCUUUACGCAUAGUUGGUAUGGCAAGUGUAAUCAGAAACCGGGCUAAUGCCAGACAUAUCAUUGUUGGAGAACCUCUCCCACGGGUAUUUAACCCACCAAACAUACCGUACAAUCAGUGCCUAGGUAGGUACCUUGACGCUUUGAGACAUGAGGUGGCCAACACUCCUCACAUGUCUACAUGGGCACAUGUCCGCCUUGUUAAUAGGCAUUGCCCAGAAUAUUUUGCAAAAGACGGACACCACCUGUCCCCUUACGGGAUGUAUCUUCACUUCAAGUCCAUCAGGGGGGCCUUAACAGCAACAAAGGGCAUUUAAUUCCCUCUAAAAUACAUUUUUCAAUUGGACAUUUAUACAUUGAAUCACCCCCCUCGCCCUGGCCCCUCAACACGCGGUGAGUAGAACAAAAGUAACUUGAUAUUUGGCGACAUUUUUGAAAACUAACGAAAUCUUCAAAUGUUUUAAUACUCGUUUAUCAGUCAGAAAGCAAGGCUAUUCAUUUACAUUCCCUCACCCUACACUUCUUAGCCCCUUAUGCCUGAUUGGCUCUUUGGCGGACUAAUAGACAGGAGGGUUUUGCAGUCAGAUUUCCCCUGCCACUUGUUAGGCGCGAUGGCUUUUGGUGGUGGUAAACCAGUACUCAAAUUAUGUUGGAAAUCUUAUAAUGUUCGUAAACUUGUAUGAUUGGCAUGUGACCUUUAUACGAAAAACCUUUUCACGAGAUAUAUGGAACCGUUGUCAUGGUAACCAUUUGGCGUGUUGCCAAAUAUUGAGAAUGAUACAUAUUUAUGUAAUGAUUCUAUGUUUUUUCCAUUCUGUAUGCCAAUCUUGACAAUAUACCUGUUUUUCCGCCAAAGAUGCCAAGUGUGUCAGUUGAAUUCUUGUCUCCCUGUCCUUAUAUCGGUCGGAGAAGUAGGCAUAAGGGGCUUUUCAUGAAAUGAAAAUACAGCUUAAGCCGGAUUCGGAGACGUUCCCAGUCACCAUGCCCUGUUCACGUGUUCAUUCGAUUCCCAUUGGCUACGAGGAAAGGCGGGAAUAUGUUCUGAGCUAGACAGGUCAGUCAAAACACGCCGUUUACUGAGCGGCUGUGUUUGCAUUUCCCCCCACACCCAACCCCUAUAGAAAAGCCAGAACGUCGACAACAUUUGUUGCCUUUCUUUUGUGCUUUGUUUUUCAUUUCACCUAUAUGUACUCAAGCACAAAUUUCAGAUCUUCAUUCAAAGUUUACGCAUAAUUCAAAUUCACAACAAACAAUACCGCAGAUGUACCUUCAUGUGGAUAUCAAUUUAUAGGAAAGUCGUUGGACUAAUAUCAAUGUCUGUUCCCAAACAGAUGUUGGUAUACAUAUCACGUGCCCUUUGUCCAGGUACCGUUUAGUGUACCUGUCCAUACUUGUGACUAUUUACGCAUGAUUUUGUCGGGGUACUAGGAAGAUACCUGUCCGUACAUGCGUCAAUUGCUUGUUUAUAUCACAUGAUCUUUGUUCACAAGCAAUUGUUUGAUUCACAUGAUCUUGUCGGGGUACGGGCCGGGUACCUGUCCGUACAUGUGAUUAUUUAACGCAUGACUUUGUCGGGGUACUAACAGGGUACCUGUCCGUACAUGCGUGGUUCACAAGUAACUGCUUGUUUUAUCACAUGAUUUUGUCGGGGUACCGUUACUGUACCUGUCCGUACAUGUGAUUUAUUUGGUGCAUGGCUUUGUCGGGGCGGGUUGUCCAAAAACCACAGUGACUUAAAUAACCUUUGUAUCUGACGGUUUGCUUUUUCACCGUUAUACCGCAUUUCUCAGAUACCCGGCAUGACACUCCAAUACAAUCGAUAUAACUAGGAAUGUGUCAUCAUGCAUACAAAAUUUGUCCUGAUGUAUUACUCUGCUCACUGUCUUAACGCUUUACUAUUGUCGAGCCCCAGUAAUGCCUCCAAGGAAGAAGGCACGCAAAGCAGCGAGGCCGGAAGCCGGGGAUGAUCCGUCCCCGACGGAGCGAGGAGAUCAGCCAUCUCCAGAGGAUGCACCCCCGCAACCUACUCGCAAGGCUCCGGAUAAACCCAAGCUGACAAUGAAGUUUCUACAAAAGCAACUAGAGGACUUGCAACAAGUUACUACGCAGAUAGCGAACAAACUGAACUCUACAAAUUCCAGUGACCCCCAGACUCCAGGUGUGUUACCAACAGACGGAGGGUCAGCAGGACUUGUAGGUCUUAACACCUCUCCUAGCUCAGUGACUGUAACCCAUGUAACCGAUACCCCUGGCGUGUUGCCAAUAGCUACCACAAGUGGGGCACUGGAUCCUCAGCCCCCAUCUCUUCCGUCCAUCAACCCAAACGCCCAGAUGCCAGGCCUAGGCUCGACCCUGGCUUCCAGCAUUCUAGGUAGAGCGGUUCCGCAGGAAAUACCCACACAUGGCAACUCAUCCGGUCAGGGUGCCUCCCCAUCUCCUGCCCAGCAGCUUAAUCGACUAGUCGACAACUUGCUUGUUCAAUCCUUAGCACCUUCUACAAUCUCAGCUUAUCGCCUGGCGUGGCAGCAUUUCCGUCAAUUCAGCCUUGAAAUCCACUGUACAGCCAAUAUCAAGCCCCCUAUUCCAGAGCCUAUAGUAUGCCAGUUUAUUUCCUACUUACAUAGUAAGGGAUUUGCCCCAGCGUCGAUAGCAUCUAAACUUUCAGCUAUAGGUUUCAUUCACAAAAUCCAAAAUCUACAAGACCCCACUUCUACUUUCGUCGUUCGCAAGUUGAUGCACUCAAUACAAAAGAACCACGUACCCGACGGAAGGUUGCCCAUAACGCCUCCUAUUCUUUCCCAAUUGAUUGAUGCCUUGAAGUUCAUAAAGACCACGUACUACAAUCAGUGCCUGUAUGAGGCAAUGUUCACGUUUAUGUUCUACUCUUUAGCUCGCAUAAGCGAAGUAACGGUAACUAAUUCUUCCUAACACACUCUGACCUUAGCGGACCUCAGGGGUAAUCUGGACUCUAAUAGUGGCCUAACUUCCUUCUUGGUACAGUUUAAGACGUACAAACACAGCAGUCCUUCAGCCCAAUCCACCAUCCAGAUCCAACCA